AUGACCUCCAUCGAGGCGCCCACCAAGGCUUGCCACAACUGCCGCCGUCAGCGCCUCCGCUGCGACCGCUCUUAUCCGCACUGCAACAAAUGCAUUGCCGCCGGGAAGGAAUGUCUUGGCUAUGGAAAGCUUUUCCGCUGGACCGGCGCCGUGGCCAGCCGCGGCAAGCUGGCCGGCCGUACAUCUAGUGCCCCUAUUGAUGCCCCCGUUGACGAUUCAUCGCGGCCCCAUGCGCGCUCAGAGCUGAACGCCUCAUCGUCGACACCUUCAAAGUCACCAUCGCCGCUUCAUGGGGCUCGUCGAGAGUUUCCAAUCUCUCCGCGGUCGCGGGCCGAAACACCGCUGGCCGACCAACUCGGCGCCGCCGCCGCAAGCACCACGGACUUGGCGCCGGAGGAUGCGCAGCUCAUUCCCCGCCCUCCGUCGACCGAUAUCUCGGUUGUAGGCAGUCCCUGGGUACUUGUAGACCCGCUGUUCCAAGACCUGGAACCUUCAAACAGAUACUACCUAUCGUAUUUCACGCAAAGGCUUUGCAAGGACCUGGUCUCUCAGGAUCAUCCGGAACGCAACCCUUUCCGCACCUUGCUACCGCUCACGCGGGCGCAUCCUUUGCUUCAACAUAUCAUUGUUGCUGCCUCGGCAGCCCACAUGUCUAACCUGGUCAGGGCUUCACACGCCUACUCUAAUGAUGCGAACCAGCUGCUUAUCGCCUCAGAGGUAGAGGAGGCGUCCGGACGGGCUUAUCGCGAUGCGCUCGUCGCCAAACACAAGGCGCUUAGCCUUAUGCGCGAUGCCGUGCGCGAUGUUGAUUCCACUGGCGGCGACGUCAUCCUCGCCGCGGCGCUCUUCUUCAUCAACGUCGAGCUGAUUGAGUCUGGAAAGCAUGGAUGGAAGGCGCACUUGGAAGGCGCCGGCAGGAUCAUGUCGCUGCUCCAGCCUGCUCUCCCUGGUAAUGAAGCCCUGAGAGAUUACAUGCUUUCAGAUUGCUUUGUCUAUUUUAUCCUCGGUUCUGCUUUCAUGCCCGCAGCGGCUUUCGACACUGGAUCCUUCUUCCAACCGUCCCAGAUUCCCUCAAUUUUGGGUAGGGCUGCUGCCAACAGCUACCUGUGCUGCCCGCCGGAGAUUCUCGCUAUUCUCCAUGCCGCGUCUCAGCUGUCUAAUGCGAGCACUGAUGCGCACUCUGAGGAUGAAGUUCGUGCCGCCGGCUUGGCGCUGAUACAACGAGCGCAAGCCUUUGACAUUGAUGUCUGGGCAAAUGAUGUUCGCAAUAUCUCUUACCUACAGGACGCACCUAUCCAGAGCCGCAUUCAUGCUGGUUCAGCCCAUCGUCUGGCUGCUUGCCUCUAUAUUCUCCAGGCUAUCCCGUCAUUGAGCGAGAUGAAAGGCCACGACGAGGUUGCAGAAUCUCUCAGUCGCGACAUAUUCAAGCAUCUGUCAAGUAUUCCGGAAGAUGACCCCAACUUCAAGGCGACGACUUGGCCCACGUUCAUUGUUGGGGCCGAGGCAACCGGACGCGUCAGACGCGAGUGGGUGAUGAAUCGGCUCCGACGUCUGGUCGUCUCUUGUCCCUGGGGUUUCUUGUAUACUGCCAUGGAUACUCUCCAAGUGAUUUGGAGCCUGGAUGGCCAAAACAAGGGCACACGAAGUUGGGUUCAGACACUCAAGGAUCCGAAGCUGAACUUCUUGAUUGUCUGA
Purpureocillium takamizusanense is the source of this 1695-nucleotide messenger RNA. RefSeq lists its product as uncharacterized. Bases 1 to 1695 code for a protein of 564 amino acids. Gene Ontology annotation, cellular component: nucleus. Gene Ontology annotation, biological process: positive regulation of transcription by RNA polymerase II. The record is from RefSeq and is a predicted model, not a curated record. The transcript has 3 exons. Gene Ontology annotation, molecular function: transcription cis-regulatory region binding; zinc ion binding; DNA-binding transcription factor activity, RNA polymerase II-specific. Lineage: Eukaryota; Fungi; Ascomycota; Sordariomycetes; Hypocreales; Ophiocordycipitaceae.